This is a messenger RNA of Zerene cesonia (dogface butterfly), 2686 nucleotides long. RefSeq names its product SPARC-related modular calcium-binding protein 1 (gene magu). The record is from RefSeq and is a predicted model, not a curated record. The coding region runs from base 349 to 2034 and encodes 561 amino acids. The transcript is spliced from 12 exons. Gene Ontology annotation, molecular function: calcium ion binding; protein binding. NCBI's taxonomy places the organism in Eukaryota, Metazoa, Arthropoda, Insecta, Lepidoptera, Pieridae.
UUGUACAGUUUUCAACCUAAACGGUGGGUGGGGUGCGUGUGCGCUUUUUGCUCGUAGUUCGUAGACGAUCCGGUACCGGGAUAUAUCCUUAUUGUGCUUUAUAGUUUAUUCUGUUCAUAACUCUUCGGUCUCUCUCCCGGCAAACGUGUUUGCAACGGUUUUCUAAUUUAUUGCUUUACCAUUCUUGUAACAAAGCGUUAAGAUUUGGUAUAAUAAUAAUAUGAAUAUGCCAUUAUGAUGUUUAAAAAGACUAUAGUUUGUUUAACUGAUAAAUGUCUUGUUUCAUUUUACAAAAAAGUGUAACACUUAAUUUGGAAAGAUUAGUUAAAAUAUUCCUAAUUUAGCAGUAUGAAUAUCAAUGACCUAGUGUUUAAUUAUUUUUUUCUUAACUUAAUUUAUUACGUUGCGGAAGCUGCAGAAGAAAAGUCCGGCAGCGAUUCCUGCUCGCACCGAGUGGCAGCAUGUGAGGCAAAUACAGGCAACAGCAAUCGGGUUAUAUGCGGGACCGAUGGCAGAACCUACCCUUCCAAGUGUCACAUUAUGAAGGUUCAGUGCAAUGGAGAGCCGGUCACUGUAGCUCAUAGAGGCCCUUGCAUUGAUGGUCAAUCGUCUUGCCUCACGGUUCUGCGAUAUGCGUUAAACGCACAGAGCGGGAGACGAGCGGCCUUCGUUCCCAAGUGUCGUGCUGACGGUACAUAUGCUGCAGUGCAGUGUGCAGCUGCCGGUGCGGCUGCUGGCUGUUGGUGCGUCACCCCAGACGGAAAACCCUUACCAGAUACUGCUGUAAGGAAUGGAAGGCCGGACUGCACGAGACCUGGUAAGUCUCAAACGAGACGCCGCUCCUCAGUUCGAGGUCAACGCAAUAAACGAAGUUGCACGCGCGCAGAUCGGGCCCAGUUCAAUGGGAAUCUUAUAAAAAUAUUUAGCGGGGAGUUUGAAAGAGCCCGUUCAGAGCAAGGUGGGGAGGCCGCGGACCCACGCUCUGUGGCCGAUUGGAAAUUCAGAGAACUUGACCGAGAUAGAAGCGGCACGCUACAGAAAUCUGAAUAUCGGGGGCUGAGGAGGCUUAUCAAAAAGGUGGUGAAACCGAAGCGAUGCGCACGCGCAUGGGCACGCGGUUGUGACGGUGACGGCGACGGCGAGAUAGCGCGCGCGGAGUGGGCCGGCUGCUUGCUGUCCAACCCCGAACCACCAGCACCGGACUUCUCUCUCCGUUUCUUCAUGUCGUUGAAUGCAGACGACGACAGCGGUCCGGAGGCCGAGCCUGACUAUGAGGAGGAACCGCCACCCGAUCCUAGUGCAGUUUUACCAGGUAUAAUGCGUAAUUCGUUUGCGCCAGAAGGCUCCGUGGCGAGGGAAGAUGAAGCCAAUGAUUGUCUGACAGAUCGGCAAGCAGUACUGGAUGAACAGAAAGCGGGCAGCGCGGUGCUAUACGUGCCCGAGUGUAUGGGGGACGGGCGGUACGCGCGGGCGCAGUGCUACCGCUCCACUGGGUACUGCUGGUGCGUGCACCAGGACACCGGCAAGCCGAUACCCGGCUCCUCCGUGAAGGACAGGAAGCCCGACUGCGAUACUGCGCCCCAACACGCUAGCCCGAUGAGAGGAUGCCCUGAACCUAUAAAGUCGCACUUCUUACGAGAUUUGAUGAGUUUCUUCAUUUCUAAAAUGACGACAUCUAUCAAUGGAACCGGACCAGGCGAAAUGGUAAAAUGGGGAGCAUCAAAAGAGGAACAAGCAGCCACUUGGACCUACGUAAUGCUGGACAAGGACAAGAACAAAGCCCUCGAGAGACGCGAGUGGAAAUCCUUUCAUCAGCUCAUAUCAUCAGUGGAACAGUUGAGGCGGUGCGGUAGGAAACUGCCGAGAUACUGUGACGUGAACCAUGAUGCCAAAAUCAGUAUUACAGAGUGGAUGGCCUGUUUGGAAGUCACGCAGGCUUCUCACGGAUCUACUACGGAGGCUCCAAAGGUGCCAUCAAACCCACGGAGAAAGGGCCCCAAUCCCUUGGAGUCAAUUCUGAAGGCAGAUGACUGAUUAACGAAUCUCAAACAUUUACUAAAUAUUUAUUUAUGUGUCUAUCACACGGCGUAGUGUCAGUGGUCAAAAAUACCAGUGUAGUGUUAAAAAUGGCCUUUAUUUGUAUAAAAUAAGGAACUAUAACUAAAUUUUGUUCUACAAAACUCGGCGACUGAUCCUAGGAAGUAUUUUAUAAGUUCGGAAAAAUAAUUUAUUGUAGAUAAUUGUAGGCUUUUACUAGUCUCGUUACUAUUGUUUAAAAAUUGUUUCUAAUUAGUUUUAAUACUUAAGUGUCUUCAUUUCUCUAAGUAGAUAUAGCAUAUAAGAAAAGAAAAUAUAACAACGUGGUAUAACUAUAUAAAUGCCCACAUGAAAAUCUAUAAUCACAAUAUACUGUAAUAUUGAACAAGAGAACGAGUUUUAACAAAACAAAAUUUAUGCUUAACAUAUCAACAUACACAAUUUCAUCGAUAUAAUAAUGACUAUACAUCGAAAGCGAUAUUAAUUACACGUAAAACAUUAUAAAAUAUUGUAGAAACAUGCAACUAUUAUUGUAAUACAUUAAUUACCAUGCUUAAUGAAUAAAAUAUUUAUAGAUCUAGCGAGUAUAAAAUGUAAGCACUAUGUGAUAUUUUUCAAUAUUAUCGCUAAAAUAAAUAAUUUAACAAUU